CAUGUGUCCCGCUCUGUUAUCAGACCUGCUGCAUGCACAGCCAGCAGGUAUAAAAGGUGUGUGUCGGGUGCAGACAGCUGCAAAGGACAACCAUGGAGAGGAUGUUGGUGCUGUGCGUCUGUCUGGGGGUCCUGUCACUGAGAAACACUCAGGGGCAACACCACGUGACACCAUGCAAUUCGUGCACAAAUGCCACCCUCACCAACAUGACCACUAAUGUCACUGGAGCUUCUGCAACCAGCCAGUCUACAGAGAGUAUGUCCAGUCCCAUGGCCUCAGCUGUCACAUUUCCCAGCAGCCCCAGCAGCCCCAGCAGUCCCAGCAGCAGCUCUGCAACUCCCCCCCUCACUUCCCUGGCCUCUUCCAUUUCUCCUGCCUCCUCCACCUCCCUUGCCUCCACCACUUCCUCUGCUCCCCCCUCCUCCUCCUCCUCCGCUGUCACCACUGACUCUCCUCUCACCGCCGCCGGUUCCUCUACAGCUGGGAAGGAUGGCAACAGCAGUGCUUCCACCACUUCGAGGUCCACGUGGACAUCCACCUCGGGUUCCGUCUUGGUAUCACACAAGGUCACCACACCAAGAGGGGGCGGCGCCUGCGUAUCAGUCUGCUGCAGCCCCUUGCUGUUAUCGCUCAUCAGUAUCCUGGUCCACAGACAAUGGCCUCUGGUCUAGUCCAGACCUGGAGACCCACCACAGGGAGGGCAAGAAGAGAUCCCCGUCUUCCGGCUUUAACAGCCGUGCCAACUGAGCUCUGUCCACUUUAAUGAAGACUUUCCCCUUAAAUAUAAUACAAACCACUGAGGCUUUUUUUUUUUUUACAUUUAUUACAAAUAAAAUUGUAACCGAGUUGA
Molecule: messenger RNA, 850 nt
Organism: Cololabis saira (Pacific saury)
Lineage: Eukaryota; Metazoa; Chordata; Actinopteri; Beloniformes; Belonidae
Exons: 2
Coding region: 93-671 (192 amino acids)
Source: RefSeq, a predicted model, not a curated record